AUGUGCUUCACCUCACGAGAAUAUACCGUAGCAUUUCCUAGUGCCGGUGUGCCUGCCCCUAAUACUUUUCGCAUCCACCCAUACGUGAAGCAGUACCAUACCAAGGCCACCAACACAUCAUGCUGUGUGUGUGCGUCCCUUCGUGUGGCGUUGUACAACAACAACCUCACAGGGCCGCUGCCAGCAUCGCUCACCAAUCUCGACAGGCUCAGCAUACUGCAGAUGGACUUCAACCGGAUCACGAGCCCUAUUCCGGAGCUCGCCCCAACCAUGGAACACCUGAACCUGCAGUACAACCGCCUCACAGGCACCAUGCCCGACUGGCUCUCCAAAUUGAAAGGCCUUCAGCCUAUUCUCCUGCGCCUGGAGCUGCAGAUUCUCAUUCGUCUGGAGAGCUGCAUGACACCUCCAAUCGAAACCUUAACUCACUCUUCUCUCUCUUCUUCUGCUCCCAUUGUUGUGUCUCUCCUUCGUCCACGCCCUGUCACCUCCCUGUUCCCGUGCUCUCUUCUCCUGUGCCCCUGCAGCACGCUGCAAGGCAACCAGCUGAGCGGCACCAUACCAGCCACCCUUGGAGGGCUUGAUGCACUCAAAGACUUCCAGGUCCCGGAGAACCUGGCAUGCCCGGACAACAGCACGUGGUGUGUGGUGCCGCAGACCAACACCACAGCCUUCUGCAGCCACUGCAGCGGCUUCUGUGCCACUUGCUCCCUGGAAGCUCCUCCCUCGCCGCCGGUGGACCGUUGCGCAGGCGUUGUGUGCUCGGGAAAUUUCAUGGUGUGCAACGCUGACACGGGCACUUGCUCUCGCGAGCUCCCCGCGUGGCUCGUGGCCAUCAUCAUCAUCCUCAGUGCACUACUUGCAUUUGCUCUGCUCUGCCUCGCUGCUGUGUGGCUCUACAAGAGAUGCUUCAGCAGCAGCAGCGACAGCAGCAGCGGUUACCACAGCAUGUACCCAACGCAGCGGUGGUCAUUCGGCAAGUCGUCACGAGUCGGGGCAGGCGCAUGGGCGGACUCAGCAGGAUUGUGUAGAGAGUACCCGCUGAAGCUGAUGUCGUCAAAGCACCACCCGCACCUGGUGCGCCUUCUGGGCUUCGCUAUGGGCGGCAAUGUGCGGUCGCAGAUAGAGCAGGUGCUCAUCUACGAGCUCAUGCCCCAUGGGGACCUGCACAAGUGGAUGGGCCGAGAUGCUGUGGCCCCUCUGACCCUGCAGCAGCGGCUGGACAUUCUCAUCGGAGCAGCGCGCGGGUUGGCGUAUCUGCACAGCUUUGGCAUCGUGCAUCGCGACAUCAAGCCCGCCAACAUCCUGCUCGACGCACACAUGCAGGCCAAGGUUUCGGACUUUGGGCUGGUGAAAUUGGGAGAGGGGGAACAGUCCGUGCAGUCAACGCGAGUCUUGGGAACUCCAGGCUACGUGGACCCUACAUAUGCAAGCACCAAAAAGGCAACCACCGCUGCUGACGUGUACAGCUUUGGCAUUCUGAUGCUUGCAGUCAUGAGUGGGCGAGAAGCAACAUUCAUGGAAGCCAAGGAGCAGCAACACAUUCUCUCCUGGGGUUACAGGCCUGACAUUUCUGUCGAGGGAGCAGAGGGCGUGGAGGCGAUGAUAGUAUGCGUGGGCAUCGUGGGCCAGGCGAACAACCCGCUGUACCUGCAGAGCUUUCUGGAGGCGGACGAUCCGCUCAAGUUCCACUUUAUAGUGCACUGCUCGCUCGACGUCAUCGAUGAGCGCGUGUCGACACCCCGCAGAGGAGGCGCCAACGAGCCAUAUCUAGGCUUGCUUUAUCCCACAGAAGACUUUAGAGUGUACGGCUAUGUGAGCAACACGCAGAUUAAGUUCAUAAUAGUUGUCGAUGGUCUUGAUCUGAGGGAGAGCGACAUAAGAAAUUUCUUCAAGCGGCUUCAUUCUGCAUAUGUUGAUGCCACCUCAAAUCCCUUCCACGUUCCUGGGAAGCGCAUCUCUUCACCUGCUUUUGCAGAAAGAGUUGGGGCGCUAGUGCAUUCAGUGUCUCCUCCUAAAGCAACUUAG
Molecule: messenger RNA, 2028 nt
Organism: Closterium sp. Naga37s-1
Lineage: Eukaryota; Viridiplantae; Streptophyta; Zygnematophyceae; Desmidiales; Closteriaceae
Source: the annotation of a GenBank genome assembly